UUAUAGCGUAACCAUGAAGACCGCAGUUUGCUACACUAUCGCCCUCGCAUGCUGUAUCGGCCUUGCCCUCGCCGACUGGGAUGCCCUCGGAUAUGGAGGAGGUUAUGGAGGGUACGGAGGUAUGGGAGCCUCACUUGGCGGAUAUGGCGGCUACGGCAAGGCCAGCUACGUACCUGUCUACCCAAACACAAAUAGAGGCGGAAUUGGUAACGGAGGCAUUAUUGCAAUGAUCGGUUUGUUGGUCAUCUUGUUCACUUUGUUUGGAAGCAACACCGGAAAUGACGAUCAGAUCGUCCUCAUCAACUCCACAGUGAGCGGUUAAAUAUAGUGUUGUUACCCUAGCAACGGUUAAAACAAUGUUAGUAUGGUAAAUUCCUCAACUUUUUGAUUUAGAGAUUAGUGCCACAUCAUCAACAGUCCACGAAAUAGCUGCCACCACAGUUUUGUACAGACUCAUUUUUAUCGUUUACGUUACAUUAUCUUAUUUACGUCACAUGUCAUCACCGUUACAUUAUUGUUUUUGUUAUUAUGAAUAUUGUCGUUAUCACUGAAUGUCGUGUACGCUCGGGUCAGUCUUUAAUAAAGUAUUUGUCAAAUCAUAAAA
Messenger RNA from Ruditapes philippinarum (Manila clam), 604 nucleotides. RefSeq names its product neuropeptide-like protein 31. The coding region runs from base 14 to 322 and encodes 102 amino acids. The record is from RefSeq and is a predicted model, not a curated record. The transcript has 3 exons. Lineage: Eukaryota; Metazoa; Mollusca; Bivalvia; Venerida; Veneridae.